UCUAGACAUCCCUUAUUUUCUCUCUCUAAAUUCCUCAUCUUCGUCUUUCUACAUUUUCUCUCACUACAUAAAAUCUCUGAAAAUCCAAGCUCUAAAAAAAUGGCAGGGAGAGGCAAAACCCUAGGUUCUGGGGCGGCGAAGAAGGCAACAUCUCGAAGCAGUAAGGCUGGUUUGCAGUUUCCGGUGGGUCGUAUUGCUCGGUUUUUGAAGGCUGGGAAAUACGCCGAGCGUGUUGGUGCUGGAGCUCCGGUUUACCUCGCCGCCGUCCUUGAAUACCUUGCUGCUGAGGUUUUGGAAUUGGCAGGAAAUGCCGCAAGAGACAACAAGAAAACUAGAAUUGUGCCAAGACACAUUCAAUUGGCAGUAAGAAACGACGAGGAGCUAAGCAAACUUCUUGGUGAUGUGACCAUUGCCAAUGGAGGUGUGAUGCCCAACAUCCACAACCUUCUUCUCCCAAAGAAGGCUGGUAGCAACAAGCCUACCGAGGAUGAUUGAAGAUUUCAUUUAGUGAUCAAAUGAAAAUGUGGAUCUCAAUAGAACCCGAAAACUCACUGUUGUCGGCUGUUCAGUAGAUUUUAUAGGAAUGUAGUUAGGGUAUUAGGGGUUUCUCAUCAUAUCAAUGAUCAAUUUGUUGUUACUCGUGGGGUUUUGGUUAAUUGUAGUUGGGUUAAUCUUAAUUAAUAUAUUAGGGGGCUUUCGAUUGAUUUUUCAUACUUCUCAAUGUGUAUAAGGUUUCUUGUUUCCUGAUUUUCCUGACAAUAUGAAUGAAGCAACUAUGAAAUUUGUGGAAAA
Spinacia oleracea (spinach) is the source of this 792-nucleotide messenger RNA. RefSeq names its product probable histone H2A.3. The transcript has 2 exons. Gene Ontology annotation, cellular component: nucleosome. Bases 100 to 495 code for a protein of 131 amino acids. The record is from RefSeq and is a predicted model, not a curated record. Lineage: Eukaryota; Viridiplantae; Streptophyta; Magnoliopsida; Caryophyllales; Amaranthaceae. Gene Ontology annotation, molecular function: structural constituent of chromatin; DNA binding; protein heterodimerization activity.